Mizuhopecten yessoensis (Yesso scallop) is the source of this 3463-nucleotide messenger RNA. RefSeq names its product transcription intermediary factor 1-beta-like. The coding region runs from base 130 to 2112 and encodes 660 amino acids. The record is from RefSeq and is a predicted model, not a curated record. Lineage: Eukaryota; Metazoa; Mollusca; Bivalvia; Pectinida; Pectinidae. The transcript is spliced from 2 exons.
UGUACUGAGUCACAUUCUAAAGGGCGCCGAGAUAACAACGGGGACGUGUCCCACAUCUACACCUCGUCACUUCAAAGACUACAACCAUAUUUAUUCAUUGAUGGAGCGAGAUACAUAAUCAGCGUUUCAAUGGCGGAAGGUGGUCCUCAUCCAGACCCUCACUCUGAAGACAGCGCACUACCUGACCUAUCAGACUCGCAUCUUCUCGAAUGUCCGAUCUGUCUUGAGCAGUUACGUCAGCCGAAGUCUCUGCCGUGUCGUCAUUCGUUUUGUGAGGAAUGUUUGAGUAGCUACAUCGUCAGUGAGGUGUUAGGGACGAGUGAUACGGCGACUUCCUUUAUCUGUCCGGUAUGUAGGACGUUAACUCACCCUGUGGACAAAACGGAAGACAAAGAGAAAUGGGCCCAGCAGUUCCCGACCGACAGUGUUGCCAUAGAGAUGAUACAACUGAGAAACAGGACGACAGAGCCACGUUACUGCGCGCCCUGUCAGAGAAAGGGAAGCAUGACCUCUGCACAAUUCUGGUGUGAAACUACUCAGUCAUUGUUUUGUGAGUCUUGUAAAGUGGAUCACCAUGAUGUGGUCCAUGUGAGCUGUGAUAUCGUAGAUAUGAGAGGUUCCGGGAAUUUCCUGCUGAGACAGGAAACAUCUGACAAACGAUGCGACAAACACAAGGAUGUGAUUGCUUAUUAUUGCGAGGAUCACAAGUCCCUGGGUUGUAGUAAAUGUAUCAUUGUUGGUCACAGGAAAUGUGACAACGUGUCCACAACAGAGGAUUACUGUGAGAAACUGAAUAGUAGCUCCCAACUAGAGGAAAGAAAGACAUAUCUACAGCAAGGAGCAGACGACAUGGAAUCUAUGAUAAAGGAUUUUUAUCUACGACAACAGAACAUUGCAGACGACAAAGAUGCGAUAUUGAAAAGCAUCGACGACCUGCAGGGACGUAUGGAUAAACGUAUCAGAGAGAUGAAGAAGGAAAUCACAGAUGACGUAAUCACGGCGUACAAACAGGAAAGAGAAAAUCUUAAGGUGUCCACACAGAAGUGUGAACGGCUGAAGGUCGCUAUACAGAAUACAUUAGAAUCGUCCGCUACAGCGCUACAGAGGAACGAUCAUAUGGACACGAUCAGGCUUUACCAGAAAGGUCAGACGGAGCUCGGGGCUUGUAAAGAUCUAGUGAAAGAAAUGCAGAUGUCGAUUUCAACUGUCAGUAUUGAACAUGAAAUAGAUUCGGACGUGACAAGUCUGAACUUUGGUAAAGUCGUUGUCCGAAAGCAGCGAAGAGAUUUACCAGGUGUCGCAGCUCUCGCCAAACCUUUAUCCCAAUGUGAAGUAAAGGAAAUAAGAAAGGUGAACAUAAAAUGUCCGUCUGAUCAAUUUGAUUGUGCUGCCCGUGGUGUUGUAUACUUUCCUGACGGCAGAAUUGUGGUGGGAGAUAACAGCAAUAACAAAAUGAAGUUAAUCAACGACGCGGGGGAUGUUGUGGACGAGUUGAAAUUGGAUGGAAAUCCUUGGGAUCUGUGUAUGGUGGAUAACACCACUGUGGCGGCCGCUAUAAAAAGUCCUGGAGGUAUACGUGUAGUGACUGUGACACCCUCCAAACUUACACUGUCGUCUGUAAUAAACACAAAAAAACAAUGUUACGGUAUAACGUACAGAGAUGAUGAGUUAAUCGUGAGUACAGGAUCCGAAGUCUGCAGUGUUAGGAACGACGGGACGACCAAGACGUUAUAUCGAUAUACUGACAGAGUAUUCGCUUUGUCACAUGAUUCCAAGGACAGACAACUCUUUAUCACCCAGUAUAACUACAGCAAUGGCAGUACGACGAUUGGUAGGUUGUCUACUGACAACAAGUACAUGGACGUGUUGAAGGUUGGUGUAGUUAAGCAUGCGUAUGGAGUGGACGUAGACAUUGAAGGUAACGUCUAUGUCUGUGGUUACUACUCCAACAACGUGGUACAGAUGUCCGGGGAUGGGACUAAUGUCCGGGAACUGUUAACGGCAGCGGACGGUAUCACACAACCGUGGGCAAUAUCUGUUUGCGGUGAUAAACUGGUGGUGACAAACCAAUCAGGUCAGAUGGAUCGCAUCCAAGUGUUCCAACUUGUAUGACUUGCAGACUCAAUCGUACACAAAAUCGACAUUUGAAAUCAGUGUAUUCUUGAUAUAUAUACCAUUAUUAUAACUGUUUUUAUUUAUUGAACAAAUAUGUAAAAAUCAUUUCUAUUGUAAAUGAGAAUGAUGGACAAAAUCAAAAGUGUUUAUAAAAAUUAAAUAUUACCUAGUUCUGAAUGAAGUGUCAAUUACGCAUAUAGUUUUGUUGACAUUGUCGGACUAACAACCAAAACGGGUAUUUUGUAAUCUUAAUAUACAUAAUUAUGCACUGUAAUGAGUUAUUGUGUAUGUGUAAGAAACACAAAAUGUCGACUUUGUCGGGACUUAAGACUAAGAAAUGAACGUAGUUUUUUUCACAACGUAAUUUUCUUAAGUGAAGACUUUUCUUUGAUUUAAAAGGACAAUUGUAAGAAGGAUUUUUUGUUAUAAUAUUGUCACAAAAUUCCCCAUGAUAAGAUAUUUUGAUACUCCUUAUAAACUAUUCAUGUCAGAAAAUUGCCUAGAGACAACGCUUUCUGGGCGUUUUAAAUGAGUAAUAAAGAAAUCCUUAAAACAUCAUGUUUUAGCGGAAGCUGUCGGGGAACUUCUAGCUAACAAAAUGUCUUUACAGCCGAGGGGAGAAGAUGAAUACUCGCUUUGUUUCACCUUACGUUUUUGCAAUACAAGAACAGGAAUUUAUUCUGAAUCAAAAGCAUCUCCCAAUGAGUGAUCUAUUUUACGUUUAAACCUAUUGAUAUCGUACUUCGUGCGGUUUGACAUUCUCCCGGCGGUAAUCUCUCAGUGCCUGCAUACUCUAAUUCAACCUGUUUCUUUAUAUUCAAAUUCAAAUGUGAACAGAAACAUCUCAUAACAUUAAUAUGUUUCAAUAUUUAUAAUUUUGCUUGCGAUGUAUUGUGUAAAUUCAAAGCGACAAACGUGUGUUAUGUGUAAAAUCAUAUUCCCUGUCGGUCGACAACGUGGUACUACUCACAGAAAGACCCGGAUAUUCCGCUAUUUCGGUCGUAGCUAUUUUUAUCACCGGCAUUCCCAAAAGAUAAAACUGACCGCACUGGACGUUGGCCUCAGGUCAUGUCACUAUAACCGACGUAAACGUUCAUGAUGAGAUAUAUACCUUCAGUAUCUACUCGAUUUUAAGAGUGUCAUUUGACUCGAUAGCCCCUUUAUGCCCCUUUAUGCAAUGCGAAAUUCCUGUACGAUGUCAUUCAGUUCCAAGUGAGUUUUUUUUACUAGUUACUGUAUUUUAAACCAUUUCAAGCUUCUGACCGUGUUUCUGUUUGUCUAAAUAAAAAGGGCUCUCUAAUAUGAUUCUAUAGAGUAUUCGUUUUUCUUGGAUUCCUGAUCGAGUCUC